Vitrella brassicaformis is the source of this 1796-nucleotide messenger RNA. NCBI's taxonomy places the organism in Eukaryota, Vitrellaceae. The record is from the annotation of a GenBank genome assembly.
CCCUCUCUCAGCAGCAGCUCUUGCGCUUCGUUGCCGGGCGGGUGCGUGUGGCUGCUGGCGGCUCGAACCUGAGAGACACACAUGGACAAAGACACACAAAGAGGUGUGAGGGCCCGUCCACUCGGCUCGUUCUCGUGUGGUGGUCGAGUCACUUACCAGCUGCUCUUGGCGCACUCGUCCAGCGUGGGGCAGUUGGUGGGGUCGGCCUCGGUCAUCUGCGUCAGCAAUGCUAUGCACUCCGGGGAGAGAUCCCGGCGGCCAAAGACGGGCUGAGGUGACACCAACACACAUAGACCCACACAGAGCCCAUUCACGUGGCCACAGGGGGAAUGUUUGCAUCACUCCAGCUUACCGGCGCGUAUGACGAUGUGUCAGAUAUGUUCUCGUGGCCCCAGCACAACAACUGCCGCAUCAGACGCCUGCAAGCAGACGACACGAGCCACAUGGACACAAUGGCGCCACCAUUCAGUCUGUCCAUGUGGCGUGCAAGUCGGCUGACCCUAUGGCAUGUACGGCGGCCUUCUCGGCGUCGAACACACCGUGGGGCACGAAUGUCUGCACACGCAAGACAACACACACGUCCGGUGCGAAUGGGCGUGUUGAUGUGCCUUGCACCCGGCCGUGUGGGUACCUCGGGGGCAUGGAUAAAGAGGGAGCCGACGAUGCUGGCCUUGUUGCGGACGGUCGUGUUGCCCUGUGUGCACAUCAGACACAUAGAGAGAUGUGAGCCGAUGGGGUCAGCUGGGGUAUUGCGUGUGUGUGUGUGUGUGUGUGUACCUGGGAGGGGUCGAACAGUAGCGCAUUGCCGAAGUCUAUCAUCUUCAGGUCCUGGCUAUCCGCCCUCUCAAACAUAAUGUUGUUGGCAUGGUAAUCCCUGCAGCAGACAGAGGCGAUACAAAUGGCGACAAAGAUGCCGAAUGAGCCGGACCAGGUGCGCCUGUGCAGCGGCUGUCUGCACCCACGUGUGUGUGCUGGGUACCCGUGGUAUACUCCCCGCGCUAUGAGGCCCUUGUUGGCCGUGAUGAGCUGGCUGGCCCAUUCCCUGGCGAGGGACUCGGACACCGCGCUGCGGCCAUAGUUGUCGACGUAGAUGGCCGUCGGGCAACCGCACCGGGUGUACAGCGAGCCUUCCGCCAGGUACUCCAGCUCGAAGAAGGAUGCCCCUUCCAUAUGGUACACCUGCAUCCAGGCAGAUGCCAACCACACACGCCCCACGCCAUGGUAUACCAUCUCCUUUUCUGUGCCCUCCCUGUGCAUGCAUGUGUCAGUGCAGCCAUGUGCUUACCCCCUUCAGCUGCAAGACCUUCUUCAGCCCCUGCAGCCGCCCCAGCACCAUCAUCUCCCCAUGCACCACGUCGAACUUGUUCAUGAAGAGAACCCGCCCCAGCUGGUCAAGGCCGUACCGCACCUUGUUCGCCACCUUGCGCAGCGCGCACACCCUCCCCGUAUCGCGGCGGCUGGCGCGAAACGCCGCGCCCUCGCUGCCCUCUCCCAGCAGGCCGUCGUUGGUGAAGAAUGGCUUUGGGAAGCAUGGUCCGCUGCCCAGGGGGCUAUCCCGCUGCACAUAGUGCACGGGGAUCGGGGAGGGGUGCUGCACUGGUGGCGGUGCGUGGUGGCGGCACACGGGCCAAAGAUGGCCCGGCGAAGCUUCUCGAGCAGCAGCAUCUCUCCGGAGACCCGAAACGGUGGAAAAAUCUGACAAAAUCAAUCCAUUAGAAUCAAUGUAGGGUUUGUGGGGUUUAGGGUGUCUCGUCGAGAAAACCGAUUCUCGCCGCCUUCCUCGCCAGCCCGUCCAU